This is a messenger RNA of Micropterus dolomieu (smallmouth bass), 5702 nucleotides long. RefSeq names its product microtubule-associated protein 1Sa (gene map1sa). Gene Ontology annotation, biological process: axonogenesis; dendrite development; regulation of microtubule depolymerization. The annotation marks the transcript as partial. The transcript is spliced from 7 exons. NCBI's taxonomy places the organism in Eukaryota, Metazoa, Chordata, Actinopteri, Centrarchiformes, Centrarchidae. Gene Ontology annotation, cellular component: microtubule associated complex; cytosol; neuronal cell body. Gene Ontology annotation, molecular function: microtubule binding; actin binding. The record is from RefSeq and is a predicted model, not a curated record.
GGGAAACGCUGUCUCCACUGGGAUAUCAGAGGACCGAACAGAACCUGCUGUGUAGCUGGAGGUGUGCGGUGUUGGCCUGUAGAUCUGGAAGUUCCUGUUCUGGACCAGCAGCUUAAACUCUUCGUGUCGAGACACUCGGCCUUCCUGUCGGAGGACGUCCCAGGUCAGCGCACGCUGCAGCACUGCGGAGACGUUCUGGACACUCAUGUUGUGGUGAAUCCAGCGCACGACUUCGUCUGCUCAGAGGUGCGGCGGCUUGUCUGCGAUUCGUCCCGACACAAACUGCUGGUUCUGGCCGGUCAGUGUGUGGAAGACAGCGGCGACAUCGUGUUACAGAAAGGCUGCUUCUCUCUCAAACACUUCAUCCACAUAUUUGCAGACGAACAGGUCGGAGAGUUGUUGAGCUCUGCGGACCCAGCGGUGAAGGCCAGCCUCACCCUCAGCUGUCCAAAUGUCGGCCUUUGGAAGGACUCUGUGCUGGAAAAACACAACCUGCAAGACUUCAUAAACAUCCAGAUCAACCCUCCGCUGGUCCUCCCAGAGAUGGAGGGACUGCAGGAGUUCACAGAGUACCUGUCUGAGUCGUUGGAGCCCGAGUCCCCCUUUGACCUCCUGGAGCCCCCGAGCACCGUGGGAUUCCUGAAGCUCUCGCGGCCCUGCUGCUACAUCUUCCCCGGUGGGAGGGGGGAUGCCGCCUUCUUUGCUGUUAAUGGUUUUAACGUCCUGGUGAACGGUGGCUCGGAUCCCCGCUCCUGCUUCUGGAAACUGGUUCGACACCUGGACAGAAUCGACUCGGUGCUCCUGACCCACGUUGGUGUGGACAAUCUUCCCGGGCUGAACAGUCUGCUGUGGAGGAAAGUAGCUGAGCAGGAGGAAGAGUCUGCUGGAUCUCAGACUGAAGAGGACUGGAUGAAAAACCUCAUCUCUCCUGAGAUCGGGGUGGUCUUCCUCAAUGCUCCCGACAGACUGAAGUCCGUACAGGGAGAUCCCAGCGAGCUGCGGAGUUGUGACCAGGUGUCGCUCACUCUGCAGCACCUACAAAGACUGGCAAUCAAACCUGAACCCCUCGUCCGGUCCAGCGGACCCAGUAUAGAACCAGUUAUCUUGUUUCAAAAGAUGGGAGUCGGCCGUCUGGAGCUGUACACGCUGAAUCCAGUGAGCGGCAGCAAGAACCUUGAGGCUUUAAUGCAGAUUUGGCCAAACAACGGAUCAAAUGUAAAGGGCUCAGAUCUUCCACUACCAUGCCUUGUUUCCAUUUGUGCUUUGCUGGUCUGGCAUCCUUCCAGCCCUCAGGAGAAGAUCAUCCGUGUCCUCUUCCCAGGGUGCACACCGCAGACCAAAAUCCUGGAUGGACUUGAGAAACUCAAACAUCUAGAUUUCCUCAGACAUCCGGUUGUGUGUUUGAAGGACCUAGAAACAUCCAAAACUGAGAAACAACCCAAACGAGCAGAGAGUCGGGAAAGCCUUAAGUCCCAGUCUAAGGACUUCAGACCCAGCAGUGCCUUGCAGAAAGACAAGCUCGGACGAGUAGAUGUCAAAAAACAGGAGGUGAAAACGAAGCCAAAGGUGGGUGACGCUGCACCUAAAGAGAAGAAGGAUGGGGAAGAAAAGCCCAAACUGCAGGAUGCCGAUGCAAAAUUAAAGCCACCGAAACCUGUCGACAAGCUUCUUCCAAAGAAAGAUGCAUCAAAAGAAGAGAAAAAGGAAGUGAAAAAGAAGGACGAGAAGGUUCCUGCUGCAGCUAUAAAGAAAGACGAGAGUGGAGAGAAAAAGAAGGAGGUGGUAAAAAAGGAAACUUUAAGUACAAAACCAAAGAAAGACAGCAGACCUGAGCCAAAGAAAGACGGCAAGAAGGAUGGGAAAACGGAGGAGAAGAAGACGGCAAAGCCAGCUGUUAAAGAAGUGAAGAAAGCAGCAAGUACAGAAGUAAAGAAAGCUUCGGGUAAGAGCGGGACGCUCAAGAAAGAUGGGACUCUUCCAAAGAAAGACCCUGUCAGUAAAGGGACUAAAGGUAAGCCAGGGUCCAGGGAUCAGGAAAACCAGAAGGAGGCAGAUCGCUCCAAAGUGUCAACGCCUGAAGACAUGACGGCUGAAUUUGAAAGACUUCGAUUGGAAGAUGGCAAUGGCGACGGUGGUCAAUACGCGAGGCCCACCACGGUCACAAAUGGUAAUGGAGCAAAGGCUGAUGGGAACCAGCCUUUGACAGUAGAGAGUCCUGAGAAGUUUCGUUGUAUGGAGAUGAGGACUCCUAAGGGGGACCUCAGUGUUAACUUUGAUCUCACUCCGGCUGAACACCAGCUGGUCGGGGGCUCCUUGAGAAACGGAACAGAUGAUAUAUGUGCAAGCUUAGGGGGAAAGGCCCCGGAGCCGGGGUCUCCUGCAGGUUCUGCCUCCAGCUGUACAGGUCAGUCCCCUGAAGGGGACAUUCUGUGUUUAGUUGAUGACAGCAGCCUCGGGGCGAGAGGAUCCAGCCAGGGCCUUGAGGAUUAUAACCAGGGAGGUUCUUGCAGGACCUCAGACCUGAGCUCCUUCAGGGAAGGUCUGGAAAACUCCACGUCCUCUCAGGACAAGCAGUCCAGUCUUUUGACAUUCAGUCCUUUCAAAGACAUCAUGCCAGACUCCUCCCCCACCAUGACCUCCAUGCCGGCUGAGGUCGGCUCUCCUCACUCUACAGAGGUUGAUGAAUCCCUGUCGUUUUCUUUAGAGCAAAUGCUGCCACCCGCCGCAGGGUCACCCAGAGGCACCAUGGGAGACCGAGUCUACUCCAACGGACAUGUUAGUGACGCCGACUCCAACGCGGGGACGGCCUUACCCCUGAGAUCCAACGAUAAUGGAUCAGAGGAACAGAUCCAUGGGAUGUCAGAAUUUAUCUCGGAUGUUCCACAUGAUGUCGACCUCUGCUUGGUGUCCCCUUGUGAGUUCCAGCACCCCAAGAAUCCGGAGAACCAUCAGCAGCACGUUGGCCCCGACAACAGCUCGCAGGAUCAAAGCAGCAGCGACUGCCCUUCAUCCUACAGCCAGGAAACCCCUCCCACAUCAAUUAGCGACUCCCUCCCGACGGCCACGGACUCUGACGCCCCCCCCAGUACAGAGGAGUGUCCUUCCAUCACAGCGGAUCUGGACUCUGAUGAUUCCAGUAACCUCCAUCCCAGUCAACACUACUCCCACAUGGGAGGGCAGCUUUCCUCCCAUGACCCGCCGCCAGCCCCGGUAAAGGAUUUGCCCCCGUUACCCCCACAGCCUGGAGCCUGCAUGGCAGACCCAGAGGCUGAAGGCUCAGUCAAAAACCUGAAGAGUUCAGCUGCCAAGACCAAGAAACCCACAGGUACAACGCAGAAGGUGACCCCUGGAAGUACGGCAGCCCAGAACCUUAAGUCCAAAGCCGUCAGCUCCACAGGGUCACUGAAGAUGACCUCCAGCCUCGACACAAAGCUUUCGUCCCGGAAUUCACUCGGAGGCUCCAGAAUCGGAACCGCAAAGCCUUCAUCCUCAGCUUCCAAACCUGCAGGUCCUGAGGGUUCAGCGGUCUAUGUGGACCUGGCCUACCUGCCGUCCGGCUGCGCCUCCUCCACCGUGGACCAGGACUUCUUCAGACGUCUUCGCUCCUCGCAUUACAUCAUCAGCGGAGACGACCCCGUGAAGGAGGCGGCGAUGAGGAGCAUCCUGGACGCCCUGCUGGAGGGGAAGAGCAGCUGGCCGGAGGUCCAGGUGACUCUCAUCCCAACGUUUGAUUCGCUGGCGAUGCACGAGUGGUACCAGGAGACCCACGACAGGCAGGCCGGGCUGUCUAUCACCGUGCUGGGCAGCAACAGCACCGUGGCCAUGCAGGAGGAGACCUUCCCCGCCUGCAAGGUCGAGUUCUGAGCCCGCAAGCCCCGCCCACCUGACCUCUGACCUCUGCUCAGGUGGACACAGACCAGACAGUGGGCUUUUGUUGUUGCCAUGGUUACAACCAGACCAAUGAAAGGUGUCGUUAAUAAUCUGAAAGCUCCGCCCCCUUCAGUUGAGUCAUUUUAGUGAGCAUGCUCAGUUAGUCCUCCCUGUUAGUUCUGGAAGUUAAAGUGACUGUGAUCACUGUGUGACAUCACUGUCACUUCCUCUGCUGGAUCAGGACCUUCAGCUCACCUGCUAACAAACGUUAGCAUGUUAGCAGGAGGCUAACACCAAUGGCUAACGUUAGCAAAGCGCUAGCUAAAGGGCAGCUUGAUGUUAGCCAUGUUUGUUUCCUCCUUAUCUCCGUGGUAACGCUAAAGGUUGGUUGCUGACAUUUUAACGGGGCGGGCCUGGAUGUUGGCGCGUAGACGCAGCUUUCUGAUGUCUUCACGUCCAGCAAAGAGUGCGUCCUUGUCUCGCCUAGCAACAGUAACUAAGGGAGGGUGGGACUUAGGAAGAAUCAUUUAAGGCGUGUUUGUCUAGUAAUUAUACAAAUUGAAUUUCACACCUACCACAAGUUUCCGUCAGGAGGCGGGAAGCUGAACACCGUCACCUUCAAACCGCCGGCCCGAUCGAUCGGUGUAUUUUCCUGCUGGCUAUCGAUCUGACUCUCACCGCUAGAAGGUUUGGUUAAGUCCAGGAGGCGGAGGGGUCUGGACGUGACGUCAGAGUCCAGGAGGGGACCUGUGUUGAGGCUCCUGAUCCAGCAGUUUAAACAUUGGCAGGUGAAUCUGAUCUUUGGCGUCUGAUCAGCACUGUGAUGGUUGAUCACGGCUGCACGGCGCUCAGGUCUGAAGUAAAUGUGCCUCAUUUUCCCCCUCACUUAAUACUACAUUACCCAUAAGCCUCAGCUGUUCAGAGCUCAAACCUAAAGUGAACUGAUUCAGAUGCUUCAGCUUCUUCUUUAUUGAUCCGUGUGGCGCCUCUCUCAGGCGGCCCUCCGGUCCCACAAGCAGGUCCCCGGAGCUAAUGCCGCCCCCGGUCUGGAGCGCUCUGAUUGGAUGGUUCUUGCAGCAGUGCUUUCUGGGACAUUUCAGAUUAAUCCUGCAGGGAAAGAUCAAAAUAUCAGAACUAGUUUUUAUUUUAGAAUCACGAAGCUGAAAGUUUCCUUUUUAAUUUCAGAACAAAUCAACAAAACAUUUCAAUCUCUAACUUAUUUAUUUAUUUUCAUUUGUUUAAAUUCCCGUCUGAAGAAAUCUGAACUUUGGUACGAGUUGUUGAUCGGUCUGUUAUCAGAGAGGAAACAUUGAUCUGAGCCUGAUCGCUGUUAUUUUAAUUUAAUUUGAAGCAGGUUUUUAUUGAACAACAUAUCUGGUGAGUUUAUUGAUCUGCAGUUUGACCGUUACUGCAAAACAAUCAUGUUAAAUGAAUUUCAAACAGGAAGUUGGAUCUUGGGAGAUAAGUUAUUUAAAUAAAGUCGUAUUUUGAGGAAAUUAAAUCCCCAAUUUAAGAGAAAUCUGAUUUAUAAGUAAAAUUCUGACGAUACUUUUCAUAUAAUUAUGACUUUGAUUCUUAGACUAUUUGGACUCUUCCUUGUAAAUGUAAAAUUUUAUUGUCAUGUUUUGACUUUUAUUUCUACACGUCAUGUCCAUAUUUAUAAUUCUUAGAAAUCCAAAGGUAGAGUUAUUUCUUACUGAACCACGACUUUGUUUUGAUAUUUUAUUAUCUAGUUUCUUCAUGUGAACGGUUCUGAUCAGACGAAGGUAUUUCCUCUGUUCAAACACUAAUUUUAAUGUUUCAUUCAAAAUAAAAGUAGCCCUUUAACUGUC